AUGAUAGAAGCACCACAUAACGUCACAGCACCCAGCACUCGCGCCAUUGCGCAAAUCAGCAAGUUGGGCGAUGAUAUCCUGUGGUCGACGUUCAUGCUGAAUGGGGAUAUGGAUCAAGACAUCCCAAGGAUCGAAUUCGAUGCUCUCUCGCAGUGGGGGCCGCGUGCUCUUACCAUUACCCGCGACACAUCCCACGUCUGCCGGUCGUGGCGCGCCAUAAUAUUUUCCUCGCCAUCGAUAUGGGGAAAAUUAAUCGAUGUGGACUACCUAUGCCGUCUCAGCCCUCGGUGGAGCGAAGAGAUCAUGCGCCGGACAGUGGAUGCCCCGUUGACCGUCACAGGUUACAGUUUCCACCGCAGCGACGACGCCUCUACACUCUUGUCGUAUUGGGACAGAAUAGAAAACAUUGAGCUCACCGUCUGGGAACUCAGCCCGUUUGUGGAGAGAUGUUGGAGUAUGCUCUGUCAGCCGUCGCCGUCACUCAAAUCCUUCGUAUGUCGAGCAAACUCUGGGAACAAGCAACCCUAUGGCGUCAGCGAGGUCGGAAGGAAGAUACUGGACGGUUUCGCCCCUCGUCUAUCCAUUUUUGCCUUCACGGGUCCGAUCGAAAUCGAUCCUAACGUGUUCCUGUUAUCGCGCCUGCGUUCCCUGCACAUCAUGAUGACGUCGCAAACCGGCACAACUCCUCUCUCAACCUGGCUGCAAAGCCUGAAAACUAUGCAUUCCCUCGAGCACUUGGCCGUAUAUUCGGCAUUCAAAGUGCCCACCACCGAUAAUUCUGAUCUCUCCACUGUCUAUCUACCACAUCUCGUCUCCCUACAUGUCAACCAUACGCUAUUCGAGGCUGCGUCGUUUGUCGCCCAUCUCGAGGUUCCGGCCACCUGCUGCACGACUCUAGAUGCAACAGGUGCAUCAUCCGCCAGCGCAAUUUCCCGAAAAACUUUCAUAAAUAGCGCUCUCAAAACUUAUUCGCAACACUGGGUCACACAUAAUCAGGAUCUAACGGAGCUCGUAGUUGACAUAACCGACUCAAAAUUCCGAAUAGCUCAGUUUUCUGGCUCCUCCGGCAUCAUAAUAUUCCAGCUAGGGAUCGACUGUGGCGACGAAGCUGAAUUGCCAGCCAUCUUCCCUUACGUGGAGUUCUUUCGUGAAGACGACUUCAGUCACAUUACCCUCCUCCAGCUUACCGCCAGGCAUUUUUUUGAAUUACGGCUCGAUGAACGCUCUCGCAGAUUUUUGUGUUUGUUCAGCAGCGUCGAAAUCCUCGAGACAGAUAUGCAUUCCAUCGACACUGAUGAAGAUUCCGCGGGGCGACCAACCCAUCCUAUUUCCACGACUUCUGAGGUUGCUCGACUUUCAGGUUCUCAUCCCAAGUACUGGAGAGGACGGUUUCGAUGCAGUGGACAAUGGCACAACUGUCGGAAUUAUGUUUUUGGAGCAGCGGAAGGCGGAAAUUUAUCCUGUAGCGGUUCUUGA
Molecule: messenger RNA, 1476 nt
Organism: Cyclocybe aegerita
Lineage: Eukaryota; Fungi; Basidiomycota; Agaricomycetes; Agaricales; Hemipholiotaceae
Source: the annotation of a GenBank genome assembly